Megalops cyprinoides (Indo-Pacific tarpon) is the source of this 3490-nucleotide messenger RNA. Its product is annotated as zinc finger CCHC domain-containing protein 2-like. The transcript has 14 exons. Lineage: Eukaryota; Metazoa; Chordata; Actinopteri; Elopiformes; Megalopidae. The record is from RefSeq and is a predicted model, not a curated record. Bases 171 to 3188 code for a protein of 1005 amino acids. Gene Ontology annotation, molecular function: zinc ion binding; nucleic acid binding.
AGAAAGCUAUCCAGGCACAGCCAUAACACCGAGUGUCACUGUGAUUUUUACGAGAUAUUAUGUAAAACCUUGCCGAUCGCUAAAUUAAGAUUCGCAAACAAGCGAGUGAGACGAGAAGAUGUAUUUUCACUCUUGAUCUUCGCGUUAUUUCCCUUUCCGCGGAGCUGAUAAUGAUUAAGAUGAAGCUGCCCAUGAGGACGGCGGAGGAAGGAGGUGAUGAUACGACCGAGGAGGAGCAGGAAAAAACGGAUCGCAAUCUCCAUUUUCCCAGUUCGGUUUCCAACAGGUUAGAGGAUUCUAUAAAUCAAACGAGAGGACUAGGAUAUCCCCUGCUUCAGCUGGAUAAAGAGGCGGUAUUCGAGUGGUUUGGCUUGCAUCUGAAUCCGGCCAAACGGAUAGAGUUUAUGUGCGGGCUGCUCCAUAUGUGCCAGCCGCUGGAGCUCCGCUUUUUGGGUUCAUGCCUGGAGGACCUUGCGCGGAAAGACUUCCACGUCCUGCGGGACUUCGAGACCAGGGCGAACAGUCCGAGCGAGCUCGGCCUCCUGACGGAUGUCACCGACCCCGUCGUGCGGUCGAAGCUGCUGGUCUGUCUCUCUCUCCUGGGAUCAGAGAACAGGGAAUGUGCGGGGAUACUGUUUCGCAUAUUGAGCCAUGUGGAUUCCGCUUUGUAUUUCAAAAACUACGGCUUUCCGCUCUCCUCGUUUAGGAGCUCGGAGCAUUUGCAGCUCCAUCCUCCGUGCGAGGGAGGCGAUGAGACCGGCGGAUCGGAGCAGCGCUGCGGGCCUCCGGAGGCAGGGUUCGGUCCGCUGGAGCAGCUGGCGCUGCUGUUUACCAUGGCCUCCUUUCACCCGGCGUUCCCUUUUCACCAGAGAGAGACUGUUAGGAUGCAGUUGGAAAAAGUGAAGACGGCGAUCGAGGAAGAAAGGCAACACUACAAACGCCGCACCAACGCCCUGCCGGCCAAGGGUCCGAAACCAGACUACCUCUCUCCCAGCAGCGAGACCCGGUCAACCAGCAGGGCCCAAUCUCCCCCCACCAGCGAGACCCCCACCAGGGUACCCUCGAGAGAAGCUGUGCACAUCGAGAGGAUUGUGCUGAAGGGAAUCUCCAGGAGAAGGACUGAAAGGGAAUACAGCUUUGAGGUGAAGUGGUCGGACUCUUCAUCAACCAGCGUGACCAAGACACACCACGAACUGGAGGACUUCUUGUUAAAGCUUCCAAAGGAGAGCUCCUCAGAGUCCUUUGAGAAAGGGAUUCUGACGCUGCUUCACCAUGGAGACCAGUGCGAGGGCAAGGACCUGGAGCAGACGCUGAGGGAGAAGUUCCUGUUGGCUCCACAGUCUUUCUGCCAGACAGGGAGGGUCUGUGGAUUCUUCCUGUCUGACCGCUCCAGAGACAGCUGCAGCCACUGUAACGCCGCACCCCUGAGCCCGCCUGUCGAGCAAUUUAAACAAGACUGCUCCGAGACGUCCAGCCCAGAGGAAGACCCAGAGCCGUACCUUCCAGGCCACCGGGCGAGACAUGGCAGCAGGAGCCCAGGCCUCAGUGCCCGCAGUGUGAAGGGCUGCCUGGAGGAGAGCCGGAGGACGUCUCACACCGAGCAGAACGGCCUGGGGGACUGGAGUGGGAGGGCGGCUCUGGGCCCUCAGCAGCACCUCGCUGAAGACAAACGGAGUGGUCUCCCUGGAAACAAGAGCAAAGGGAGAUUGGGAGUGGCGGACAGGGAGAAGGAGAAGAAAGGAGAGGGGCAGCUGGGCCGUGUCUGUAAUGGGCUCCUGGGGCCCCCCCCUCCAGCACAGACGAAGAGGCGGCCUACAGAGACAGGCCGUCCCGGGAAGGCGGGCUCUCGCCAGGACUCGGGUGGGGAGACGUCCUCGAGCUCCAGCACCCCCUCCAGCCCGCAGAGAGACGGGCGGGAGAGCCUGGACAGCGAGGACGAGGAUGACAAAGACAGGGACACGGACAGCAACUCUGACGACUUCCUCUCCGGCGCGGCAGUGGUUCCCGUCGCUCAGGAGUGUCCCCUGAGCGCCCCCACCUUCCCCCCGUUCCCCCUGGUGCCCUCCCUGCAGUACGCGUCCCAGAACGGGACGGCUCCCCCACAGGCGGCAGAGGGUAAAGCAGCGGGGGCGCAGGCGGCGACCGCCCCCCGCCAGCCGCUCUCUGGCCCCGCACGCGCAGAGAAGCACCCCCCCGAUUCCGCCCCCCUGCCCCCCACGUUCAGCCCUCCCCUCCAGCCCCUCGUGCAGCGCUUUAAAACCGGCCCCUCCCCCCACACCGCUCCCAAGAGCAGCCCCUCCCCGUCGCACCCGCCCCCCCACGUGGGCACCAUCGGAGGCGUCAUCCCCGCAGGCCCCUCUCACACAUCCCCGCUGCAACCUGUCUACCCUGCCCCUGAGCCCGUGGUGACCACUGAGGCCGCCGCCCCGCCCCCAGCAUUCACCGUCCCCGCCCCCUCUGUGGGCGGGGCCACAAGCGCUCCUGCUGCUGGACAGGUGCAGGCCACGCCCCUGCCUGCUGUCCCCACCCACACCCCAAACCCCGCCCCCAUCCCCAGCCCCGCCCUCAAACACAGCGCAGCUCAGAGCGACAGCACCUCCUACAUCGGCAGCAGCGGCAGCAGUGGCGGCUCCGGGGGGACGUCCCAGCAGCAGCAGCCGCCGCCCCCUCCCCAGCAGAUUGGCUGCGGGGCCUGCGGCUGCCGGGGCCACGCCCCCAGCUUCUACUUCCCGCCCCAGCUGGCCCGACAGGUGCUGGGCGUCCCGCCCCUCUUCCACCUGCCCUCGCUGUGCGGCGGCAGCUACCUCAGCCAGGCGCUGCAGACCAACGGCGCCGCCCAGCUGCCCUUCUUCCCCUACGCCGCCGCCGCCGCGCCCCUGCUCCACGCCCCCUCGCCCUCCGAGCACGUGCUGGCGGGCGCGCAGCCCGGCUACGCCCUGCAGCAGAUGGCCGCCUUCGGCCGCUUCUACCCGCCCGUCUUCCCUGCGCUGGGGGGGUUGGCGCCCGGGGCCGGCGGGGGCGUAGCCGGUGCCAAGAAGAACGGCAACGUCUCCUGCUACAACUGCGGCGGCGGCGGGCACUACGCGCAGGACUGCAAGCAGCCCUCGGCGGACGCCGCGCAGCAGGGUGGAUUUCGGCUGAAGUACGUCGCCACCCACUCCCCCGAAGCACUUGACAAAGGCGACUAAGCCCACGGGAGACCCCUGCUGCGUUUCCCCGCUCCGCUACAAUACAGAUUCCAGAGAACCAGUGUUUUCAUGGGUGCUUUUCAUUUUGGUUUCAGAAUGUGUGUAAGCACCUGGCAGAGAGGAAAAACAAACGCCUCCCGAUCUCUCCUGUUUUCCUAAUGAGCGAGAAUCCCGUUCCCUCGUUUCCACAGAGGUCUUCCCUCAGAGGCUUCUGGCGUUUUGCACUGAAGACGGGCUCGGGGCGCCAUCUAGUGUUUACUAACUUAUUUUUCUUAAAUUGUACAAAAAAAAAAAAAAAAAAA